CCCUCCCCACCUGCGCCGAAAGUGGCCUCGGAUUGACAACAGCUAAGCAGCUGCGGCAGCUGCUAUUCUGGCUGGCACCAUUACCCACGCCCGACCCUAGGCUCCGCGCGUGCCCCGGACGGAGCAGUCCCUCCUGCACUCACGUCCUGCGCACUGGCAGGGUCUUGAACCAAAGCGGUGGACGCGGCCUCCAGUGAAAUCCAGCUUGUGCCAGAUGAGUGACAUCCCUGACCUGUCCCAGCAUAUCAAACUAGCCUUGACCAGAGCAUGGCCUGCAGAAUAUAGUGAAACUGCUGAAAUCUGCACAUCUGGACAUAGAAACAGGACUAGGGGUCACAGACAUUCCCACAUCACUUGCCUCAGCUUGCCUGGUGUUACUCUCCCCACGAGGCAUGUAAGGCAGUCCUCAGUCCAGGACACCUGGGCCCCAACCUCAGAAGUUGAGGCCAAAAGAGCAUGCAAGUGGCUCCGAGCAACAGGGUUCCCUCAAUAUGCUCAGCUUUUUGAAGAAGGUCUGUUUCCCCUGGAUAUUGGCUCUGUGAAGAAGGACCACGGUUUUCUGGACGAGGACUCUUUGGGGGCCCUGUGCAGAAAGCUGAUGACCUUGAACAAUUGUGCCUCGAUGAAACUGGAAGUUAAUUUUCAAUGCAAGCAGAAUGAAGACUUGGAAGAGGAAGAGCAGUGUACCAUCAGCAACCACUGGGCUUUCAAGCGUGAAAGUAAAUGUUGGUCUCGUGUAGGCUCCUCUGACCUACUGGCCCCACCAAGCCCUGGCCUGCCAGUGACCUCCAGCUGUGAGAGUGUCCUCACUGAGCUUAGUGCCACUUCCCUGCCAGCCAUCACCGUGAGCCUAUUGCCCGAGCCAGCAGACCUGCCCUUGCUAAGCUGUGCCCCCAGACCAAAUGACCAGCCAUUCCUCAGCCCCACCCUGGGCCGAGAGGGUCUCCAGGACAAAGCCAAGAAGCGCCGUUCUCGUAGCUUCCUUAAGCACCUUGAUUCUCUGAGGCGGAAGGAAAAGGGUGGCAGCCAGCAAACAGAGCCUGAGUGUAGCCCAGCCACCUCAAAGAAGACCACCAAAGCCUCCUCUUUCUGCAGUCACCGUGGCUUCCUCUCAGCUGGAUUCUACAGGGCCAAGAAUAGGACAGCCACCUCAGCUGGUGACAGUGGCACUAAGGCUCAGAGGGCUUGGGAAGCCUGGCCUGUGGCCAUGUUUCAGCAUCCUCAGCGGGUGCACCGGGGUGGCUGCCUUGUGCAUGUGCCCAGGGACCACAAACCAGGCACAUUCCCUCGCUCCCUGUCCAUUGAGAGCCUAUUUCCUGAGGAUGGACACCGCCUGGCAGAUUGGCAGCCAGGUAUGCCCUGGGGCUAUGAAGGGCGCCGAGGCUCCUGUGGCUCCACAGGCAGCCAUGCCAGCACCUAUGACAACAUGCCUGAGCUAUACCCAGCUGAGCUUGUACUGGCUGGGGCUGAAGCUGAAGAUGAGGAGGGUGGGGGCAACUACGCCCACCUAGAUGACAUUCUCCAGCAUGUGUGGGGGCUGCAGCAACGGGUAGAGCUCUGGUCUCAGGCCAUCUACCCAGACCUGGGGACUAGAGAUAAGGAAGAGGAAGAAGAGGAGGAGGUCACUUCAUCAGUAAAAGUAGCCACAGUUGAGGUUGAAAGGCAGGCUGAGUCUCUGGCCCAAUCAGAGGCUCUGACCCAUAGAGAGUCCUCAACUCUGGGCCAGGCUGAUGUUCAUCCAGUAGUCCCAGCUCAGGUUCAGGUUCAGGCUCAGGCUGAACCCCUGGAACAGGCACAAGCCGAGGCCCCACGCCCAGCCCAGGAUAAUGAGCAAGAGGCAAAUUCAGGUGGGGAACCAACCUCUGCCUCCAGCCUGUCUGUGGAAGAAGGACACUCCAUUUCUGACACUGUGGCCUCCUCCAGUGAACUGGACAGUAGUGGAAACUCUGUGAAUGAGGCUGAGGCUGCAGGCUCACCAGCUGGACUUCAGGCAUCAGCACCACGUGAACGACGAGAUUCAGGCGUUGGGGCCUCACUGACUAGACCGUGCAGGAAGCUCCGUUGGCACAGCUUCCAGAACUCCCACCGGCCUAGCCUCAACUCAGAGUCACUGGAGAUCAACCGGCAGUUUGCUGGCCAGAUCCACCUCCUGCACAAGGGCUCACUGCUGCGGCUCACUGCCUUCAUGGAGAAGUACACUGUGCCCCACAAACCAGGAUGGGUCUGGUCAGUGCCCAAGUUCAUGAAAAGGAGUAAGACCCCAGACUACCGGGGCCAGCACGUGUUUGGGGUGCCACCCCUCAUCCAUGUGCAGCGCACAGGCCAGCCACUGCCACAGAGCAUUCAGCAAGCCAUGCGCUACUUGCGCAACCAGUGCCUGGACCAGGUGGGCAUCUUCCGCAAGUCUGGGGUGAAGUCCAGGAUCCAGAACCUGCGCCAAAUGAAUGAGACCUCCCCUGACAAUGUUUGCUAUGAGGGCCAGUCGGCCUAUGAUGUGGCUGACCUGCUGAAGCAGUAUUUCCGGGACCUACCAGAGCCUAUCUUCACCAGCAAGCUCACCACCACUUUCCUGCAGAUCUACCAGCUCCUCCCCAAGGAUCAAUGGUUGGCAGCAGCACAAGCCGCCACCUUGUUGCUCCCCGAUGAGAACCGAGAGGUCCUACAGACCCUGCUCUAUUUCCUAAGUGACAUUGCCUCUGCUGAAGAAAACCAGAUGACAGCUGGCAACCUAGCAGUGUGCCUGGCACCUUCCAUCUUCCAUCUCAACGUCUCCAAGAAGGAUGGCACCUCACCCAGGAUCAGGAACAAACGCAGCAUGGUUGGCCGGCCAGGCCCUAGGGACCUGAGUGAGAACAUGGCUGCUACUCAGGGCCUAUCACACAUGAUCAAUGACUGUAAGAAACUUUUCCAAGUUCCCCAGGACAUGGUGCUGCAACUGUGUGGUUCCUACAGUGCAGCUGAGCUCAGCUCUCCUGGCCCAGCUCUGGCUGAGCUGCGGCAGGCCCAAGCUGCAGGCAUGAGCCUGAGCCUCUACAUGGAAGAAAGUGUCCAAGAGCUGCUGCGUGAUGCUGCUGAGCGCUUCAAGGGCUGGAUGAGUAUGCCAGGGCCCCAGCACACGGAGCUGGCUUGCCGGAAAGCGUCCGAUGGGCAUCCCCUGCGUGUGUGGAAGGUGUCCACAGAGGUAGCAGCCCCUCCGGCUGUAGUGCUGCACCGUGUUCUGCGGGAGCGGGCCCUCUGGGAUGAGGACCUGCUGCGGGCCCAGGUGUUAGAAGCCCUGAUGCCGGGUGUGGAGCUGUACCACUAUGUCACUGACAGCAUGGCACCCCAUCCUUGCCGCGACUUUGUGGUGCUCCGGAUGUGGCGCUCCGACCUGCCCCGUGGUGGCUGUCUGCUUGUCUCCCAGUCCCUGGAUCCCGAGCAACCUGUGCCAGAGUCAGGGGUGAGGGCCAUGAUGCUCACUUCCCAGUACCUCAUGGAGCCUUGUGGUUUGGGCCGCUCCCGGCUCACUCACAUCUGCCGUGCUGAUCUCAGGGGCCGUUCUCCUGACUGGUACAACAAAGUCUUUGGGCACCUGUGUGCCAUGGAAGUGGCAAAGAUCCGGGACUCCUUCCCCACCCUGCAGGCAGCUGGCCCUGAGACAAAACUGUGAGCCUCAGCUUGGUCCAAAGGUGGCGCCACCCAGGCCCCCUGUCACCAAGGGAGUAAGGGGAUAAAGAGAGCAGAGCAGCCCCUAGAUGUUGCUUCCAGGGGCGGAGCCAGGCUCUUGAAGCUCCCACUGACUGUCCCCUUUACUUCCUGAAGCUCCUCCACACAUUCAGGGGAGGAAAAGAGAAUUUCAGUGCCCCAUCUCCAGUCCACCUCCACCCCCAAGCCUGUGGUCUGUCCUCCCAAGAGAGAGGAGUCAUUUUAGGAACAAGAAGACUGCUGCUGCUCUCCAGGCCCACAGAGCCACCAUCAAUCUGAAGCCUUACCAGCUCCCCCACCUGCAGGGGAAGGAGGUAGAGAGCAAUAUUUGCUUCCAACUCCUUGCCUCUCUGAGAGGGCAAGCCAUCCUGUCUGGUGCUAACAUCCCCUUGAGGUUGGCAGGAGGCUCUGGUCCUGCCUUGGGGCCUAAUAUUGGCCCUGAACUGGUUUUUCCACAGAAAUUAGCCAAGAUGAGCACAGGGCAGCUACAAGCACUAUGAGCUGUUUUAUUUGUGUAAAUACAAUGCUGAUUUUUAUGAGGCUUAUUUAAAGAGUGAGCACUGACAGGUUCCUAGUAGGUGACAUGACAACUUCGGCUAGCUUGGGAUAUGGUAGUGGGGGGAGGUGGCUUCCUUUCUCAGGUCUCAGGAGAUCAAUGAACCAGUCUCCCCAGUUUGGGCCCCAUACUUUAUCUGCCACUCCCUGGUGUCCUGUGUGGCCUGUGGUCACACACUCUUUUGUCUGGAGAGCAAACAAGCUCACUCCCACCACACAGGCCAAGCAAAAACAGAUGGUGGUAAAAAGAGACACACAUCUGUAUCUGUGUCUCUUCUCCUGAUCUUCCUGCCUGUGGUAGCUGGCUGACAUAACAGCCCCUUCCUCAAGCAGAGACCAGGCCCCUGCCUGAGGCAGCCAGCCAGCCAGAUGGAAGGGCCUAGUGUCAACUCAGCCAGCUGGGGCUUGAUCCAAACCUGAUCCAUCCUACCCAGCAGCUAUCUUGGCUUAUGUGGAAUUUCCAAUGACAUUCAAAUGCCAACUAGUGCUUUAUUUUUCUUUCAGCAAAAUAAACUGGAGUGAGAUGGAUCCCAGGCAAUAUUGUUGCCUUUUAAGCCUUUUUUAUUUCUACCUAUAAAUACUGUACAGUCAGAAUAAUCUAUGUAUAUAUGUAUAUAUAUACACAUAUAUACAUAUAUACAUGCACAUCUAUAUAUGCACACAUAUUCUGUCCAGACUAUAUUAUAAUCUGUGGGUAUGAGCAGGGGUCUUGAAAGCCUAAGGGGACAGGGCAUUUAAGAUGAGGGAGGUGGAGACCAGGAACCAUGUGACCCCUCUGCAGAACAAUAAAGCUUUACUAGAGAUGCA
Messenger RNA from Neofelis nebulosa (Clouded leopard), 5046 nucleotides. It is a transcript of the gene STARD8, whose product is annotated as StAR related lipid transfer domain containing 8. The record is from RefSeq and is a predicted model, not a curated record. Gene Ontology annotation, molecular function: GTPase activator activity; lipid binding. The coding region runs from base 215 to 3649 and encodes 1144 amino acids. NCBI's taxonomy places the organism in Eukaryota, Metazoa, Chordata, Mammalia, Carnivora, Felidae. Gene Ontology annotation, biological process: regulation of Rho protein signal transduction; signal transduction; actin cytoskeleton organization. The transcript has 15 exons.